AUGGAAACGACAGAAACUACUGAAGACCUGGUGCUUGAUUUAAAUCAACUCGGGGAAGGCACAUUCGAAUCCCCUCCCUCCUCUUCCCCAACUACACCAUACGGCGGAUCUGCUGAGUGGGAACAACUAUCCAGUGGGGAACAAUCAACAGAGUUCGAGGUUCUAACAGGAUACAACCGUGUCCCAAUCUACGAACGAAGAGCCCAGUGGCUCGCAGAGCAGCAGGCAAAACGGGAGAAGGCAAAACUCCAGGGAUUUCCAAAGGGUAUUAAAUCAAACGGCCUGCCAACCUUUCAGCCAAACCCGCAGCUGCCAUUCCCAAUAACUGCUCAGUUUCUCCGAUCUUAUGGUGGAGGCGAUAGAUUUCCCUGGGAGAAAAGAAGGCCCCAGAAUGACGAUUCUCAAAGGACCGUUGUGGCACCUUUGAAUAAUAUGUAUACUCCAGAAACAACUUCUUCUCCUGCCCCAUCAUAUCAUUCAACGCCUGCAUCCUCACCAGGCUCCCCAGACGAGAUGCCAAUCGUCUCGCCAUUCACUCACACGACAGAAAAGGGAAAACCUCGUCCAGAGAUGCCAAGUAGGAAGACAAGUGGUAUUCCAAGCUUUACAAGUCUAUUUGAAUCCAAGCGUAAUAGGGAUCGUAACUCAAGGCCCAAAAGAGAUAACCCACCACCCAUGCCCACCCGGAAAACAUCUACUCUUGGUUUCCCCGGGCUCGAGAUUGAGCACAAAUCGAAGCUAGAGAUGAUGCUUCCCAAGAGUGCAAACCAAACUGCCUUCCGUCUAGGCUGUUUCUUCGGGCUCGGAAGGGCGGCCUUUCUUUUAUUACUUAUUGCCAGUAGCUCUAUUCUAGCGCUCUUUUCAGUUGUUUCUUCUCCAUAUUUUACAGCUCUCAAUCAAUAUAAAACCACUUACCCAUCACACGCAUCUUUUAUCGAUUUUCCUACUCUUAUGUCAAUAGAAAUAUCACUUGAAAAUAUUAUCGAGAGCGCAACGGGCGGGUCGGCACUCGCACGCCUGCUGAAGGAGGGCGAGAUGAUUGUCAAUGAUCUGGGCACUGUUGUUAAACACAGCGAUUUGAGCUGCAGUAAAACGCUAGGAGGGAAGCUAGAUCGUUUUGCAGCAGAUGCACGAGAAGGUGUGAGUGCUCUGCAGAUGUUUGAGACAAAUGUUGGAGAAGUAUUCGAUCAACUCCUAGGAGCAAACCAAAAGUUCCUGGGAGAAUUCGCUGAACUCCAGCAGCGAGGAAGAUACAUAAGCAUGCCAUUCAUAUCGAAGAAGUCAAACACCGAACACACCACCACCCAGCUCUCAGCAAACUACAAGAAAACAGCCCAUCUCCUAGAGUCGAACAUCGAGGUUCUAAUCUCUACGGGAGAGUCCAUCAUAGCCUCACUUGAUGCCCUCUGUCAACAACACCAUCCCAUCUACGACGAGAUUGUGCGGGAGUUCGUUAGCAUUGAGCGUCAAGAGGGAUCCCCAUGGGUCAGAAUCGGCUGGGAAAGCCCUGGCGCCAGUGUUGUGCGAAAGACAAAGAUGAGAGAAAGCCAAGCACUGCUUGCAGCGGUUGGGAGCUAUGAAGAGAAGGCGAGGGGAUAUGUUGAGAACAUCCAUCUGGAGCUUGAGACCAUGGUGGGCGAGAUGCGGAAUCUGCAGAGGAGAGUGUCGAGGGUCCUGGUAAAUAUCGGAAACGAUAAUACUGGUGUAGACUACUCUGUUGAGAUCUCACUGGAGAGGCAAGUAGAGGCUGUGGAGGAGGCUGUGGGUGUGAUGAUCAGGAGGCGGACACAGAAGACUAGAGUUUGUCAUGUGAGCACCGUUGAAAACAGGCUCAGGGCUAGGAACGAUACUGGAAGUUACAUGGGCUCGUUCACGCCAACGAGAACUAGUAGCACCUGA
Morchella sextelata is the source of this 1899-nucleotide messenger RNA. RefSeq lists its product as uncharacterized. Bases 1 to 1899 code for a protein of 632 amino acids. The record is from RefSeq and is a predicted model, not a curated record. The transcript is spliced from 3 exons. NCBI's taxonomy places the organism in Eukaryota, Fungi, Ascomycota, Pezizomycetes, Pezizales, Morchellaceae.